Messenger RNA from Meira miltonrushii, 3648 nucleotides. RefSeq names its product ATP-dependent protease La. The transcript has a single exon. Gene Ontology annotation, molecular function: ATP hydrolysis activity; ATP-dependent peptidase activity; serine-type endopeptidase activity. The record is from RefSeq and is a predicted model, not a curated record. Bases 198 to 3542 code for a protein of 1114 amino acids. Gene Ontology annotation, biological process: protein targeting to peroxisome; protein processing; protein catabolic process. Lineage: Eukaryota; Fungi; Basidiomycota; Exobasidiomycetes; Exobasidiales; Brachybasidiaceae. Gene Ontology annotation, cellular component: peroxisomal matrix.
CGUCAGCCGACAGCUUAUCAAAGACGAUAAUAGCAGCAUAUAUAGCAACCUCCUCCUCCUCUUGAACAUCAUCUCACUAACAACAUCCUUGACUCUAUACAAAUUACAACAUACCAUACAACAACUCUAUUCGGGCCAGCAAAGGGCCUAAUCAACCUAACUGAUAACCACAACUUCACUCAAACAACUCCACAAUAAUGUCAUCCGAUUCAAUCUUUGUGCCAAACAGGCUACCGGUCUUGCCAUUACCUUAUCCACUCAUACUACAUCCCUCACUUCUGUUGAGCAUUCCACUCUCCUAUGCUCAUUCAUUAAGCCUUCUCAAAGCAGCUCUACAAGUUUCACAACCAAAUUCAUCACAAUCCAAUGGUGGCAACGGUCGUCGUGAUCAAAUUGAUGCUCAUAAACCAAUCAUCGUAGCAUGUGUUCCAACACUACGACCGGAUCUAUCAAACGCAACUUCUCAAGCGCCACCUGCAAAUGCAAUCAAGAUUGACGAUGAUGUAGAGGAAUUGGGAACGGGAAGCAAAGAAGAAGCGGAUCUUCGCGUAAAGAUCAAUGACCUAUAUGAUUGGGGAUGUGCUGCUCGAUUGAUCAGACUUACUCGUCAUCCUGCCAGUCAAACAUGCACUCUAGUCGUUACAGGUAUUGCUCGUGUUCGUGUGGAUCGUUGGUUAUCCGUUCGUGCACCUUUGACAUCAACCACUCUUGAUUCGGCACGCAAUUUGACCGUUCCAGACGUUCCUGUUCCAUUGGCAAGCAUGACAACUUUCCCCGAAACGCCUUUCCCAGGUCGUAAUCCAUCAACGCAAGAUCAAGAAGCUGUCAAAAAGCUACGUAUUGCCGCCACUGAGCUCAUUGAAGCAUUGAUGAACGAUCCUACAAGCAGACGUUUGGACGCUGCAGAUCCUCGUGCCACCGCUCUUUCUUUGCCACUAUUGCCAAACGCAUUGCUUAAAAGACUCAUGUCCUUUGUUCGUGAAGCUCGGGAUAGUCAAUCUGGACUCCUGGCUGACGUUUUGGUUGGUACCUUGGGUGGAGCAUGUGCAUGGAACGAUCGUGUAGGCGUUUUGGGCGAGUAUGAUCCGCGUGAAAGAGUUGCACGCACGAUCACCCUGCUAGGAGAAGGUGUCUAUCGUGUUCGUACUGCAAGAGAGUUGAUCGCUGCUUUGGGUGCACCUUUAAGUAGCGGAAGCAAGGAAAGUUUGGCAAAGAAUCAAUUGGAAGGAUUGCUUGCUCAAUUGGCCGCUCUAAACCCAAACAUCUCCGCACGAAUCUCGACUGGUAAUACCACAUUUUCCAUUGGAUCAGUCAAGAAAGGAUCGGAAGAUGAUGGAAAAGUGGGCGGAAUUAUUGCCAUUCGUGGAAACAACAACACGAAGAAUGACGAUGCAAGUCAAUCUGCCGUUAUCCGACCAGUAAAUGCACCACUCAAGCCAUUCCGUGCAAACCCUUUCGGUUCGUCGAGAGGAAUGGGUGGCGGUGGUGCAGGAGGAGCAGAAGGUGCGAAUGAAGAAGAUGAAGAUGAAGUAGCUGAACUCACACGCAAACUGGAUGAGGCCAAGCUUACACCUGAAGCACGCAAGGUUUGCGAUAGAGAAUUGAAACGGUUGGGCAGAAUACCUGCUCAAAGUGUUGAGCGUGGAGUUGUGAUUACGUAUCUCGAGACGAUGGCCGAAUUACCUUGGGAUAAGACUUCGACUGAUAUGGACACAAAGGCAAUCACAACUGGCGAAGUGGAUGAGGGAAUCGUUUCUAGAGCUCGCAGAAUCUUAGACGAGGAUCAUUAUGGAUUAGACAAAAUCAAGAGACGUUUGGUGGAAUACUUGGCUGUUCUUGAACUCAAGACAGAGCAAGCAAAGGAAAGAAUGUCACAAGAAGAGCGUGAUUCACGAGAAACUGCCAAGGCUGGAGGACGCAAAGGUGAUGCUGGCAAUGGUGCUCCAGAAAGUCAGUCAAAGGAAGUCGUGCCUUGGGUACCUGGCCUAGGCGAGGAUGGACCUGGAAUUGAUCGUUUGGAUGAACAAGCAGAAGAUGAGGCAGAACGCAAACGUCAACGGGAUGAACAAGUGAGAAGGAGAAAGAAUGCAUUCGUUGCAGACAAAGGACCAAUUCUACUGCUUGUUGGUCCACCAGGAACGGGUAAGACAUCCAUUGCAAAGUCCCUGGCUGCAGCUCUCAAACGACCCUUCACACGUCUAUCCCUCGGUGGUGUUCGUGAUGAAUCAGAGAUUCGCGGUCAUAGACGUACAUACGUGGGUGCUAUGCCUGGUAACAUUGCUUCCAGCUUGCGCAAGGUGGGUGUAAGUGACCCUGUUAUCCUUUUGGAUGAAAUCGACAAGCUUAGCAGUGGUAACGGCUUGCACGGUGAUCCAAUGGCAGCCAUGUUGGAAGUGCUAGAUCCUGAACAAAACAACCAAUUCUCGGAUCACUACAUCAAUUGCCCAAUGGAUUUGAGUAGAGUGUUAUUCAUUGCCACAGCCAACACUUUGGAGACCAUCUCACCUCCUUUGCUCGAUCGUACAGAAGUCAUUCAAGUAUCCGGUUACACACACGACGAAAAGGUCGCUAUUGCCAAGCAAUAUUUGUUGCCCAAACAAGCAAAGGCACAAGGUUUGUCGUUCGGUAAGGAUCUCAUUGUUGGAGAUGAUGUCUUGCUCAAGAUCGCAAUGAGCUAUACUCGAGAAGCAGGUGUACGUAGUCUGGAACGUGAGAUUGGAGCUGUUGCACGAGCAAAAGCAGUUCAAUUUGCUGAAGAUAGAAAAGGUACUUUGAAAGACAGCAAAGGUAACAAAUGUGCAUACGAUCCAAAGGUUCGUGUGGAAGAUUUGCUAGAUAUUUUGGGUAUCGAGUCAUACGAGCCUGAAGUAGCUGAUAUUCAGUCGCGAUCAGGUGUUUCUACCGGUUUGGCUUAUCAAGGAUCAGGCAGUGGAGGCAUUCUGCAUAUCGAAACAUUGAUGCUACCGCCUGGAACGGGCAACAUGAAGUUGACAGGAAAGCUCGGAGAUGUGAUUCAAGAGUCUGCCAACUUGGCAUUCAGUUGGGUCAAAGCACAUGCAUUCCAAUUGGGCAUCGUACCUAAUCGGGAAAGCGAAUUCCCCAAGAACGACGUGCAUUUGCACAUGCCCAGUGGUGCAAUUCCCAAAGAUGGCCCAAGUGCAGGUGUAGCAAUGGUUUGCGCACUUGUCAGUUUAUGGACUGAUACAGUCAUCCCUAAAGAAUUGGCAAUGACUGGUGAAAUCACAUUGCGUGGUUUGGUGACGCCCGUUGGCGGAAUCAAAGAGAAAUGUCUCGGUGCUCAUCGAGCCGGUAUCAAAAGAUUGAUUUUGCCUAUGCGAAACCGCAAGGAUGUCGAGUCGGACUUACCACAAAACGUUCGUUCUGAUCUGGACAUCCAAUACGUUCGUACAAUCUGGCAAGCGAUCGAUAUCGCCUUCGGAAAUGCAUUGUAUGAAAAUGCAUUGAUGAGAAAUGGUUCUUUGGAAGGUAUCGAUGAAGGAAGACGGUUGAUGACGUCUGAAUUUGAGUCGAGCCGUCUAUAAGGGUGGCAGCUCUUCCCUUUUGUACUCUGAUCGCUGUUUGUUUUGUCAUAAAGGAUGCUAAUACUAUAUACAUUAUAAUAAGAUGAUCGUCUGAUGGUGUCUUGCC